Molecule: messenger RNA, 2559 nt
Organism: Aspergillus fijiensis CBS 313.89
Lineage: Eukaryota; Fungi; Ascomycota; Eurotiomycetes; Eurotiales; Aspergillaceae
Product: cysteine proteinase
Exons: 2
Coding region: 1-2559 (852 amino acids)
Biological process (GO): proteolysis
Cellular component (GO): cytoplasm
Molecular function (GO): calcium-dependent cysteine-type endopeptidase activity
Source: RefSeq, a predicted model, not a curated record
AUGGCCGCCCCGCAAGCACCAGACCCCCCCACCCCCUCCACCCCCCAAACAACCCUCACCGCAUUCUGGAACACUUUCAUCGCCAAAACCCCAGGCAAAGUCACCACCAUUUUUCCCCAGAGCCUCUAUGCGGAUCUCCUCCCGUCGCAGCGGGAAAGCCCGGGCCAAUCGUCCGCGCGCAAUGCAGCGGAGAGCUACGAGGCGGCCGCCCGCCAGUGCCGGGCGGAGGUCCAGCGCAUCGUGCGGGAGUGCCACCGCGUGAAUGAGAAGUUCACGGACCCGGAAUUCGACCUUGAGAAUGAUCGCGAGUUGGAGCUGUGGAACUGUCUGCGCGGGUUGGUGCGGGGGGAGAAAUUUGGCGGGGAGGGGAGGGGUGUGGAUAUGGGUGUUGCACGAGGGAGGAAUGGUGCUGCUGCACGAGGUAGGGGCAGAGUGGGGAGACAGGGGGUAAGGGGGUUGGGUACGAAGGCGGAUGACGACUGGCGGUCCAGCAGCAGCUCCUCCUCUUCCUCCGAUGACAACACGGACGAGGAAGAGGGCAUGCCCGGCUCCGUCCACCGCGUCGACUGGAUCUUCGAGGACCCCCGGUUCACGAUCGACGGGUACUCCAACACGGACAUCAAGCAGGGCGCCAACGGCGACUGCUGGUGGCUGGCGGCGGUAGCAACGAUCUGCAACCGGCCGGACCUGAUGGAGCGGAUCUGCCUGGCGCGCGACGAGGAGUGCGGCGUCUACGGCUUCGUCUUCUACCGCGACGGCGAGUGGGUGUCGACCGUGGUGGACGAUAACCUGUACCUGGCGCACGAGGACUUUGACUUUUACGGCGAUCGCUACGACAGCACCGGCCGGCUGGCCCGGCAGUACCGCAAGCGGCACCAGACGGGCUCCGAGGCGCUGUAUUUUGCCAAGUGCUCCGACGCCAAUGAGACCUGGCUGCCCUUGCUGGAGAAGGCGUAUGCCAAGGUGCAUGGCGACUACGAGGCGCUCUCCGGCGGUUGGUCCGGCGAGGCGGUCGAGGAUAUGACGGGCGGCGUGACGACGACGAUCGCGACGAACAAGGUGCUCAAUAAGAAUACCCUGUGGAGGGAGUUGGUGAAUGCGGAGCGGGAUUUUGUGUUUGCUGCGUCGGCGCUGGGGUCGGGCAGAGACUGGACGCGCGGGGGGCUGGCGCUGGGGCAUGCGUACUCCAUUCUCCGGGCGACGGAGGAGGAGGACGAGGAUGGGAAGAAGGUGCGGCUGGUGCUCGUCAGGAACCCCUGGGGCGAGAGGAAUACCGGCGGGGUCGGGGAGUGGAAUGGCCCCUGGAGCGAUGGCUCGCGCGAGUGGACCCCCUACUGGCUCCAGAAACUGCAGCACCGAUUCGGAGACGACGGCAUGUUUUGGAUGGCAUAUGAGGAUCUGCUCUCGACGUUCGUGUUUCUGCACCGGACGCGCAUCUUCGACGAGACGUGGACAGUGGUCCAGCGGUGGACGAGCGUCAGCGUCCCUUGGAUUGAAGGGUAUCUUCGAACCAAGUUCGUGGUCGAGAUCAGGGCAGCUGGCCCCGUGGUUUUCGUUCUCUCUGAAGUUGAUAAACGCUAUAUGAGAGGCCUUGAAGGGCAGUACGACUUUGCGCUGCACUUCCUCCUUCAGGAGGAGAAUGCGAAACCCGGAGAGCACCUGUUGCUUGUCCGGCCGGUUCAGUGCCGGGGCAAUCGCUCGAUCAGUGCGGAGGUUAAGCUUGAGCCUGGCAGAUACGAGAUCCUUAUCAAGCUUCUCGCAACCAGAGACUCUGACCAGAAGAACGUGGAAGAUGUGGUGAAGGAGUGGGUGGAGAAAAAUCCCCAGAAGCUGAAACAAGUUGCCAUGAAUUACGACCUGGCGAAUGCUAAAGUUCAAUCUGGAAAGCAGAUUGAAGCUCAGAGCAUUGAGGCCACAAACGCGACCGGUGAUCCUGGAAAGGAAGAAGCUAGCAAGAGUGAGGCUGGCCAGGGUGACGCCGUUCAGGAUGAGAUCGGCACAGAUGGAGCUGGCAAAGAUAAGUCUGAACUUACUGAAUCUGCAAACGAUGAGCCUGCGAACGAUCAGUCUGUCAAGAAGGCAGACGAUGAAAAAGCAGAAAACAGUCUGCACGACUCCAGCAAAGAGGAGAAUUGCAAGAGAGAAGGUCACGCUGCAGAGCCUUCACCUGCAGUGCUCCCAGCACCCGGUUCAUCAAGAAGGGUUCAUGAGGGGAAGGGCAAAGACGUUGAAAAGCAUCACGAAGACAAUGUGCAAGAAGAUACAAAGCACCUUGACAAGCAGGAUGAAGACAAUAGGGAUAAUGAGAAGAAGCAUGAUGGCAAACGGGAUGAAGACAACCAGCAAGAUGACAAGAAACACCAUGACAACAAGGAUGUUGACAAAAAAGACGACAAACAAGACGAUGACAAGAAAGACCAAGAUAAGGAAGAAGCAACUCCGCAUGAGCAGGCAGUUGAUACAGAUGGAAGUUCACCAUCGCCCUGGAAUGCAAUCUGCGUGCUUGGCUUGCGGGUCUAUGCCCGUGAUCCUCAAGUUAGCAUCGAGCUUGUGAGGUAG